ACUUAACCUAACAUUUUUGUAAACAUGGUUUCCGAAGAAAAUGUGCAAAUAAAGAAAAAUAAAAAGGGUAAAAAGUCGAAAAUCAUCUCGUUUGAUGAGGAAACUGUAACAAAAGAUGUCGCAGAUAAAUUAUUGAAAAGUGAGGCCAAAAAACAGAAGAAAGUUGCCAAAAAACUGAAAAAAUUAAAUAUUAGUGAAGAAGUUGUUGAAAAUCACGAAGAGCAUACUAAAAAAGCGCCUAAAAUUGUUAAACCUAGUGGUCAAAAGAAGCCCAAACGAAAGAACGAAGAAAAUAAUAGUGAAAAAGUAAUUAUACCUAAAAAGAAGAAGAAAAAGGACAAAAUCGCUAAAUCUGAAACACAAGAAAAUGAAGAUGAUGAAGAUUUAGAUGAAACAAAUGAAAAUGACCAAGAUAAACCUGAAGUAGAAAAACCUGACUCGAUUCGUGCACAAAAACGUAAAAAACAUGAACAACUACUAAAAGAGAAAAAACUUAAACACGAACUGGAUAUGCAACAAAAAUCCCUUAAUUACCUUUCCAAAUGGAAACACAGUAAGUCCGAAUGGAAAUUUGAGAAACUAAAACAAAUUUGGUUGCAACAAAACAUGUUUGAUACUGCUAAAGUACCCGAUGAAUUUUGGAACACAUUAUUAGAGUAUUUAUCAGGAUCCAAAGGACAAGUCAGGAAAGUGAUGAUUAAAGCAGCACUUGAAAUAAUUGAAAAAAAGGAACCCAAACAAAAUGAUGACAAGGAGGGUGAGGAAGAAACUGAAGAAAGUGAGACUAAAAUAGAUGACCAGAAAAUUGUUAAAAGAGCUAGAGAUAUUAUACAAAACUUGGAGGAAUAGUUGUUUAUGUUAAAUAAAUAAGUUAAAAC
Brassicogethes aeneus is the source of this 878-nucleotide messenger RNA. The record is from the annotation of a GenBank genome assembly. NCBI's taxonomy places the organism in Eukaryota, Metazoa, Arthropoda, Insecta, Coleoptera, Nitidulidae.